Molecule: messenger RNA, 2675 nt
Organism: Amborella trichopoda
Lineage: Eukaryota; Viridiplantae; Streptophyta; Magnoliopsida; Amborellales; Amborellaceae
Product: subtilisin-like protease SBT3.9
Biological process (GO): proteolysis
Molecular function (GO): serine-type endopeptidase activity
Source: RefSeq, a predicted model, not a curated record
UUAAAAAGUCACGAGCCUGUGAAUGGAACGGGGCUUGAGACGGACUCUCUCCCUCUCUCUCUAGAAUCAAGGAUUCUCGCCAUUUCCCUCCCAGGCGGCCUGUUUCCUCUGUGUUUUGACUUCAAUAACAAAUGAUCAGUACAGUACAGUACAGGAGAAUGUCUCUCCCCCCACCUACUCUCUUUCUUUUUAUUGGAUAAGGGGAUUGAGUGGGCGGUUCACAUGCCUUUUCUAUUUACAAAAUGGCGCACAAAUACCACUACUCAUACUGUUCUCCUUGUUCCUUCGUUUCGUCGCAGGCAGGAGCCAUGGCUUUUUGUCAUCUCACAACCCUCUCAUUCUCUCUACUUGCUGCUGUUUUUCUCUCCAUUUGUGCACCUCUGGUUGCAGAAAGUAAUGCUUACAUUGUUUACAUGGGAGAGAAGCUGAACCAGGAGGCUGAACAAAUUCAAGACUUGCACCACCGCGUUCUAUCGGACCUACUUGGAAGUGACGAGGCAUCCUCGGCAUCAAUGCUAUACAGCUACAAGCAUGGCUUUUCUGGUUUCGCUGCAAUCUUACCGCCUUAUGUGGCGAAGCGUAUUGUGGAUUAUCCUGGAGUUGCUCGUGUUAUGCCUAACCGUAUCCUCAAUAUACAAACCACUAGAAGUUGGGAUUUUCUGCAUAUGAAUCCCAUUUCCAUGCAUGGCCUUCUCUCUGAGAGCAGGUUUGGUCAAGGAUCAAUUAUUGGCAUUCUGGACACAGGUAUAUGGCCAGAAUCUGAAAGUUUCAAGGACCAUGGUAUGAGUGAAGUUCCAUCUCACUGGAAAGGUGUGUGUCAGGAAGGAGAGCAAUUCAGUUCUUCCAAUUGUAACAGGAAAAUAAUUGGUGCACGGUGGUACAUUAAAGGGUACAAUGCUGAAUUUGGGUAUCUGAACACAAGUGACAGUUUCGAGUUUCUAUCUGCAAGGGAUGCAGUUGGUCAUGGUUCUCACACAUCAUCCACAGCAGCAGGUGCUUUUGUGAGCAAUGCUAGUUUUAUGGGGCUUGCCAAAGGGGUAGCAAGGGGUGGCGCUCCUCACUCAAGAAUAGCUGUGUACAAAGUUUGCUGGGCAAGUGGCGGUUGCAGCUCAGCUGACCUGCUUGCUGCUUUCGAUGAUGCGAUCUCUGACGGGGUGGAUGUGCUAUCUGUUUCUUUAGGCUCAGCCCCGCCCCUUGACCCCUUUGUUGAAGAUGCCUUGGCUGUUGGUUCCUUUCAUGCAGUGGCUAAAGGAAUCACUGUAGUUUGCUCCGGAGGAAAUUCUGGUUCGCGCCCUCAGACAGUCAUAAAUACUGCUCCUUGGCUUGUAACUGUUGCAGCUAGCACAAUUGAUCGGUCAUUUCCAACUACAAUAACAUUGGGCAAUAACCAGACUCUUGUGGGUCAAGCCUUAUAUACUGGUAGGUCUUCAGGAAAGUUCCUUGGGGUAGUUUAUUCCGAAGACAUUGCUUUGAGUGGUGGUGAAACUGAUAAAGCAAGUACGUGUGAAGAAGGUUCUUUGAAUGCUACUUUAGCCAAAGGAAAGGUGGUCCUCUGUUUUCAGUCGCGAUCUCAGGGGUCAGCUGUUGUCGCCAUCAAAACUGUCAAGGAAGUUCAGGGUGUUGGGCUUAUUUUUGCUCAGUUUCCAACCAAAGAUGUUUUUUCUUCCAUAGAUUUUCCUUUUGUUCAAGUUGAUUACCAGAUUGCAACAAUUAUCCUUGCAUAUAUACAAAAGACAAGAUAUCCAAUUUUAAGGUUUGGCUUUACAAAGACAGCUUUAGGAACAUCAAUAUCUCCAGAAGUGGCUUUUUUCUCUUCACGAGGACCCAAUUCGUUGGCCCCCUCAGUCUUGAAGCCUGACAUAGCUGCUCCUGGUGUAAACAUCUUAGCUGCAUGGUCCCCUUAUAAUCCUCCUGUAAAAACAGAUACACAAGGGCCCCUUUAUUACAACAUUGAAUCUGGUACCUCAAUGUCCUGUCCUCAUGUAUCUGGAAUUGUGGCUCUUCUCAGAUCUCUUCAUCCUAGCUGGACCCCAGCUGCAAUAAAAUCUUCACUCGUCACAACAGCCUCCACAAGGGAUCUCUAUGGACAGCACAUUAUUGCAGAGGGAGCGCCACAUAAGCAGGCUGACCCUUUUGAUUAUGGAGGCGGUCAUAUCGACCCUAACAAGGCUGCAAAUCCAGGGCUUAUAUUUGACAUGGGUGUUGCUGAUCACAUUCGUUUCCUCUGUUUCAUGGGCUACAAUAACUCUGCUAUCAGCUUAAUGGCACGUCAGGUUACCGUCUGUCCAAAAGGAUCUGGUUCCAUGGCUGAUCUUAAUCUCCCCUCUGUUUCCAUUCCACAGCUUAGGAAAAGCUUGACAAUCUCAAGGACAGUUACUAAUGUUGGUCCAGUUUUGUCAGUGUAUGUUGCUCAUGUUCAAGCGCCUCCUGGAGUGAAGGUGGCUGUUAAACCAUCUUGCUUGUCAUUCAAUGCCACAACGAACAAGUUGAAGUUUCAAGUAACAUUCAGCCCUCUUUUGAGAGUGCAGGGGAGAUAUGCUUUUGGAAGUCUCAUGUGGCAUGAUGGUCAACAUGUUGUUAAGAUCCCAUUGGUGGUUCGAAUAGUAAUUGAUGAUUUAUAUUCUGAUACAUGAAAAUCAUGCAGAUUGAAAUAAGAUUUCCAUUUAAUUGAGUUU